Messenger RNA from Penicillium coprophilum, 6735 nucleotides. RefSeq names its product putative myosin class II heavy chain (MHC). Bases 1 to 6735 code for a protein of 2244 amino acids. The record is from RefSeq and is a predicted model, not a curated record. Gene Ontology annotation, cellular component: cytoskeleton. Lineage: Eukaryota; Fungi; Ascomycota; Eurotiomycetes; Eurotiales; Aspergillaceae. The transcript has a single exon.
AUGACUACAGAUCUAGAUCAUUCCGUCUCUUCCGCCAUCUCGGCAUCUUCUCCACAGUUCCACUCGCAGGACACGCGCCUUGUCCGUGAAUCGCGCCUGGCUCCUUCACUACUUUUGUCCUCUCCGCCGUCAGGAGACUCUAGUCCGUCGACCGCUGGUUCCCCCGGUCAACGAACCUCUCCGCGGAGCAUCACCCUUGAGCCCCCGCCUCUCCCAUUUUUAUCCUCAUAUCGCGCAACUGAAGAAUCCCGGGCCUCCUCGCCGGUCAAUCGCAAGGCGGAAAGCAGCAUAUACUACACCACCACGUGGGGUUCCCCGUAUGCAGCACCUAGCACUCGGAGACUCUCAGUGACAAACAGCCAACACGAAUUCACUGGGGUCGACGACGCAUCUGGUCCCAACUCACCCGUCUCGUCAGUAGCUAAGCGCACCGAGUUCCGGAGAUCGAGUGCCGCCAACGACGACACACUUGAACCCGUGGACCGCGAUAUCGUCGCCAACAACGGGGAUAAAUCGAUCCGGGAAUUUACGCAGGAUUGGAUCAAUCAGUACCUUACCGGUCAACCUAGAACGGAGCGCAGCAAUUGGCUCAGCGACGACUCGGGAAGUGAAGCACCGUCGUUCAUCACUGCGAGGAAUCACUUUGCCGACGACGCUUCGGACGACUGGCUUGGUCUGGAAGACGACUUUCGCUCAGAGGAUCUGUUGAAAACACCAACGCUGUCUGAUUUCGUCGGGAAAAAAGCCGUGCGUGCAAAGGUCAACAAAACUCUGCACAAACGCGCUGACACCCUGCGACAGGAGGACUUUUGGGGGUUCGCGUACGAUAAAGAUCCCCCACAAAACAACAUGUCCGACUUAAAGACACCAACCGUCGAGGUAAAUUCGCCGGUAUCGCCAGUGGAGAAGCCGUUACCUCCUCCACCCACAAACGCGACGGAAGACACGCCGAAAUUGGAAGACCCAUUCGACCCGGUUCCAUUAAAAACACAGGUCUCCGAUAUCAGCCAAUCAGCCAGCCCGGCCCCACGGCAGAGAAAGAAGCUGAAUUGGCGUGGGAAAGCCUGCAUCAUUGAGCUGCCACAUGUUGAUAAGAGAGGCUCGGGACCUGAAUAUCGUCUCCUAACACCGGCCGACGUUCAACGGCGGAUGCAACAAUGGGAGAGUGAAGGGUACGAUGUUCGUGGAUUCACCGUUGGGGAUUCCGAGGGCCCCUCCACCACGGCGACUCUAGGUGGUCUCAGCCGACCCCUAUAUCCCGACCCAUAUGACCUCCAUGAAAUUUCGAAAAGCCAACCGCUUGUCGUCAACUUCCCAGAUAGAGCCAAGUGGGAGUCUUACAUUAGGGAACUCCAAGAAGAAAAGCUUCGCGCCCUUGGGGUGUCAUUCGGUGACGAUGAACCUGAACAGUCAAUUUCACCCGAUUACUCGCUCAAUCCCAGCGGCACCCCUUUCCCAGGCCUUAUCGCUUCCCCGCCGAUUCCUACUGCGUCUGCAGCAAGUAAUCCUCUAGGCCAUAUUCACCCAUUCUCGCCUCACUUUAAUCAACCAUCGAUGCCUACGCCUGGUGCUAUGGGCUCCAUGGCAUCACCUGCUUCGCAAUUCGGUAUGCAGACGCCAUUUAUGGGUGCGGAUCAAACUAUGAUGGGCGGAUUCCCUUUCCAAUUCCAGCCCACGCCUCCUACCCAGGGAUCUAUGACGCCCCAAGGCUUCUUAAACCCCCGACAAGCAACUUCUUCGGCUGGUCCAGGGGCGAUGGGGAACUUUUCCUCCAUGCUUUCACCAGUGUCCCCACUACAUGACCAAGGUUCAUUCCACGCAGGAUUUAAUGAUAAAGGCGUCUUCGAUGAUCAAUAUAGCCAUGGGAUGCACCAGGAGAACUUGCCAUAUCAAGCUCCCCAGACUCCGGUCAACGGACACCCAGAUCAUUUCCACGCAUCGAACGUCGAGCUUGCCCAGCCUACACCUCGAGGCCACGGUCACAAUCUGAGCGAAAACCUGCAAAGAGGACUGGACCAGAUGACGCAUACCGAUUAUCAUCUGGAAGACUCGAUCGACCGACAAUUGGAGGAUGAUUACCGUGAUGUCAAUCAUACAGGCCUGCUGAAGCCACGCUGGGGAUUGCCAGAAAAUGAUCACCACGCACAGAACCCUGCCCAUCCCCUACCUCAUUCCUUUGCCCAGCACCAGCUCCCUCACCAAUUCUACGGAGACCAAUAUCAACAACACAAUGGCCAGGAUGCUUCCGAUCUCGACACGAAUCCCAGUGUUGCAGGUACACCGCAGACUCGCCAAGGGCCGUGGCACGACCCCCAGCCUAGCGGUCACUCCUACCAUGCAGGCCAUAAGUCGCAGCUCUCGAUUUCAUCACUCAACGUCGCAGCCAAGGAAUUCGACCCUACUGGGUCAUUCAAUUCCCAGCCCGUGCCGUUCGGUAAUGACCCAUUCCAGUUUGGUGGCAGGGGCGAGCAAGGAUUCGGAUUUGCCCCGCCUCCCGCGUUCACGCCUGGUAGCAGCAUUAAUGGCCCAAUGGAUCCCAAUCAGAACCAUAAUGCCAGCAGCAGUGGCGCAUUCAAGUUUUCCGCCGCUUCGUUCAAUGUAGACGCACCUGUUUUCAACCCCAACUCCUCUGUCAGCCUCAACUCCAAUGGCAGCUCCGAGAAGCCUCUGGCCAGUCACACCAAGAUCUUUGGCGACAUUGACAUCAGCGAGAUACAUACCCCUGACAAAAAGUCCAAAGCUAUUCCUAUUGUGCGUCCCGAUGAGAUUGAACAUGAGAACAAAUACAAAGACCAAGUCGUUGAAGACGCCACCAAUGGUCGAUCUGUGCCCACGGACCGCCACAAGCGUGCGCGUCGCGGUGUUGGCCACGCCGAAGGCGAGGCUAGAUUUAGUAUCUCGACUAACCCUCUGGGCGAGGCGGGCAACGUUCAAGCUUCUUCAAGUGCGCUUCAUGCAGUCGCUGAGGGCAAGGAGAAUGCCAUGCCCAAAGAGAACAAAUCAGUUGAGCGAAUAGGUACUCCUGUUAGCGAAGCUGACACUUGGACCCUGUUCGAUGCGAAGCGUGAGGCUGAGAACGGCUCUCAAAGUGGAUCACCAGUCCGGGCGGAGGCCUCCAAAGACGUUAUUAUCGAAGAACGUGAACCAAAGGAACCUGCCGCAGGAGAUAAUACGUCUGUCACUGUCUCAAAGAGUGUCGAACAUGCUCCUCACACAUCCAAGAGCUCGCUCAAGAGCACUACGCUGUCGGCUAAUGCUCGGCCUUUCGAGUUCAAACCUGCUGUUUCAGAGUUUGUUCCCACAACCGUUCAGCCAUCUAGCUUUGCCGAGCCAAAACCUAAGGUUAUUGAAGAGCCCAUCAAAACCCCUGUCAAGAGUCCCGCUACAAAUCAACCCAUGCAAGCUGGACUCAUGGCUUCUCGCUUCGCUGCCACAAGCCCACCCAAGAACACAACCUUGCUAGAUCACCGUGCUGAGCCUGAAGCCAACACUUCAACCCGCGUGGAACCAGCAUUCAUCACUCGUAAGCCUGGGCACUACGACAGCCCAUGGGACUCCGAGGACGACUCGCCUGACGAUGAGGAGCUGAAUGCAGUCAUGCAACAGCUAAACGAUGACGACGCAGAUGUCGGCAUCGAGCGUCAAGCAACUCCUUACAACACGAUCCACGCAACUCCCUUCCAACCGCGACACGACCACCUCACCGAGUCUAUGGGUGGUCCUACGAAGGAACAACGGUUUGGUUCUGCGGAGGCCCGAAGCGAAGCCCCCAGUCCGAGUCCCGGUGGAGUUCCUAAGACCUACAAGCUCAGCAUUCCCAGGCUUGGGUCGGACAUCGACGCCAAUAGCAAUGCUACCUUCUCUCCGCAAAAGAGCCUUAUCUCCCGUCUUCAGUCCCCUGUUCGUCACCUCGUUACUGAAAAUGACCAUGUCAGUGACUGGGAUGACAUGAUCUCCGCUGGUGAAGAUGAGAAGUUCAUGAACCGUAACCGCUUCUUCGACCGUCGCAUCAACGAUCUUGUCGGCUCCGCUAUCGAUGAGCGCUUGGGCCCGAUGGAACGUGCCUUGGCUGUUAUCCAGCAGUCGGUGGCCUCUAUUGCCACUGACACUGCAAGCAGAAAGGUCUUCCGCAGCACCUCCGCUGAAAUGGAAGACAGUGACGCCGAUGAUGAGGAUGACGAUGAGGGCGAGGAAGGUUUGGUUCGUGAGCGCUCGCCCCACAACAUGAGGGAACGUAAGCUAGAGAUGCUCAAGAAUGUGGUCAUGGAAGCCUUGGUUACUCACGACAUUCCUCAACGUGUUUCCCCGCACUCCAGCCACAGCGAGAUGUCGCAACUCAAGGAAAGCAUUGCUGAACUGCAAGCUCUCACGAUCAAAAAGCUCGCUCAGGACCCUGUUGGUGAUAUGCGUGAGAUUAUCGAGGAAGCCAUGGCCAAGCAAUUGGCUCAGCAGGUUGCCUUGCAGAAGCCCCCGAGCCCACGCCUGUCAGAAGCCGAGGAGAUUGGUGCUGACAGCCUUAUGCUCCAGAUUGAUGGCCUGAAAAGUAUGUUGCGAGUCGCUGAUGAGCGUGCUGAGCAGGAGUACAAGGAUCGCCGCGAUGCACAAGAUGCUAUCUCUGAACUCCAGCGACUGUUGAAAUUUGCCGAGGAAGAUGCUGCUCGUCACAGUGCUGCUGCAGAAGACGCCGAAUCUCGUCUUCUCCAGUUCAAGGAAGAGAAGAUCCCCUACUUUGAGAAGAUGCAGUUCCGCACCGAGUCUCUUUCGGAAGAGAGCGAGACUCUCAAGGUUACUAUUGCCGAGCUGUCCACGAAGAACAUCGCGCUUGAAGGUACCCUCGACGAGUAUCGUCUUUCUAGCGACAACUUCCGCCGUCAGCUGGAGACCACCAAGGGCGAGAACAAGUCUCUUCAUGAGACUAUUGAUCACCUGAGAACUCGCAUCGAGGACAGCAUGAUCUCUCGCCAAAACCUCACUGAAAAGUUUGAUCGUCUUCAAGACGACAUGCUGAGUGUCACUGCUGAUAUUACUCGCGAUCAAGCUGCCUGGCGCAGAAAGGAGGAGGAGCAAUCUGCUAGGUACAAUGAGCUGCGCGCGUCGCAUUCUCGUGAGCUCCAAUUGCGCGAGAAGCUCGAGGAGGAUGUCCGCGAGUUCGAAAAGAAUGAGCGGGAGACCACGAAGCUGAGGUUUAUCCAGGAGCAGUCUCAGCGAGAGAACGCUAGACUGGAGGAGCUGAUCACCAGCCUCCGGGCGGAGAACCAUGACCUGCAAAUCAAGGCUGCUCGGUUCGAGCGGGAAUUCAUUGAAGCCCGUGAGAGCAGCCGUGCUGAGAUCCAGCGCACUCGCUCCUCGAUGGAGGCAGACCUUGAGGCUUCCAACAGCCAGGUCAACAUUGUGCGUGCCGAGCUGGAGGCCCAGAUCAUUUGUCUAGAGAGUCAACUUGAUAACAACCGCAUGGACACCGAUACCACUCGCGAGCGCUACGAGCUUCUCCUCGAGGAGGCCAGGGACUCGAAGACAGCUGCCCUAGCUGCUAAGGAUCUUGCUAUCGAUGAGAACCGCAAGAUGCAUGAGCGCGUUCUCAAUGACUUGCGUGAACGUCACGCUCGCGCUUUGCAUAACUCUUCAGAGGAUCGUGCACGCGGUGAGAGUCACAAUAUGGAGCGCAUGGCUUUGUCCGAGGACAAGGCUAAGCAUCUGCAAGAGCGUGUAAACCUCCUUGAAGAAAAGCUUGAGAUCGCUCAGGCUGCUGCCCGUGCUGCUGCUGAGGCAGCCCACAGCGCCAAGGCAAGUCCCAGCUCAGUCCCAGCUGCCGCAUCCUCACACUCGCGUGCGACACCGUCCAUGUCCUACCACAAGGGCUCCGAAGAGCCUGAACGGAUAUCUCCUCAAGCGCUCCGCGAGUCAAUAUUUGUCCUCCAGGACCAGCUCCAGCAGCGCGAAACACGCAUCGAAGAGCUCGAACAAGAAGUCUCCACGAUAGAUAAAGAUGCACCAAACAAGAUCAAGGAGAAGGAUACCGAAAUCACCUGGCUCCGUGAGCUCCUGGGCGUCCGUAUCGACGACCUGCAAGACAUAAUCCAGACUGUGUCCAAGCCUUCAUUCAACCAGCAAGCCGUGCGUGACGCAGCCAUUCGUCUCAAAGCCAACCUCCAAAUGCAGCUGCAAGAAAAGGAACGCCUAACAACCGGUCAUCUCCCCUCCCUCGCCGACCUUGCCGCCUCCCCCCGCUCCCUUCCCCUAGCCGCAGCCGCCGCCUGGGGAAAUUGGCGAAAGGGCCGCGAAUCCGCCGCAAACUCCGACCAGACCCCGUCAAAACCCAGCAACGCGAGUACCUUCCUGUCAGGCCUCCUCACACCCCCGAGCUCCCACGCCAGGGAGCAUGGUACUGGUCAGCAGAUUAGUGCCGCUGCGCGGUUUGCACAAACUCGCCCCUUGAGAGGCCCAAGACGUGGCUCGGUUCGCAGCCAGGCACCUGUCACAGAACCGCCUCAAACGCCGCCUCUUCUCCGCCGCUCGAGCUAUGACCAUGAUGCCGAGCCGGCGAAUUACGAAGACGGGAGCUUUGCGGAUGAGAACGAGAGUACCGUUGAUGGGAUGGUUUCAGCUUCGCCAAAAGAGAGGGACGAUCAGGGUCCAUUUGGGCCUCAGAUUGACGUGGCCGAAGCCGAAGGAAGUGAUAUCCUGGCCGACGAUGACGUCUCCUCUUCUGAUGAACCCUCCACUGAGGAGGAAUGA